Geosmithia morbida is the source of this 630-nucleotide messenger RNA. Its product is annotated as Cytochrome P450. NCBI's taxonomy places the organism in Eukaryota, Fungi, Ascomycota, Sordariomycetes, Hypocreales, Bionectriaceae. Gene Ontology annotation, molecular function: heme binding; monooxygenase activity; oxidoreductase activity, acting on paired donors, with incorporation or reduction of molecular oxygen. The record is from RefSeq and is a predicted model, not a curated record.
AUGGCGUGCGGCGUCAUCUCGUCCGUCGGGUUCGGCGCGCCCUUGGGGCUCAUGGAGGAAGGAAACGACAUUGGCGGGCCUACCCAAGGAAUCCACGACGGCCUGGUCAUGUUGGGCAUCGUGGCUAGGCUGUAUCCCUUUGCAGACUGGAUCAAGACGACGUCUCUGGCUGAAUACCUCGUCUCCAGUCCCGAACAGGAAUCCGGCAUAGGCACCCUGACGAGGUUCCAUGACCGGCUGAUCCAGCAGCUGCGUGAGGAUAUAAGAAACGGAACAGCUGGUGAACGCAUGGAUCUGCUGCAGAGAUUUGCUCCACGGAAUCCUUUAUAUCCUCCUCUCGACCCAGAUAAUAUCAUUGGCGAGAUCCUGCUAGUCUUGCUGGCGGGCGCGGGCAUGACGGGCACGGCACUCCAGGCGCCGAUGGUGCAUCUGUUCUCCAACCCCGACGUGUACGAUAAGCUGAUGCGGGGGAUCGACGACGCGACACGCUCGGGCAAGAUAUCACCUUCCCUUCCGGAGUACGAAAAUGUCCUCGAUUUUUGCCCCUCCUACGUAGCUUGCAUCCGCGAGAGCAUGCGCCUUGAUCUGUCGGCCCCCAACGUCUUCCUCCAGCUGGCCCGAGAGGGGUGA